Messenger RNA from Penicillium crustosum, 1452 nucleotides. RefSeq lists its product as uncharacterized. The record is from RefSeq and is a predicted model, not a curated record. The transcript has a single exon. NCBI's taxonomy places the organism in Eukaryota, Fungi, Ascomycota, Eurotiomycetes, Eurotiales, Aspergillaceae. The coding region runs from base 1 to 1452 and encodes 483 amino acids.
AUGGAUUACAACACAAGUCCCUUGUUUGUUGCUCAGGAGACCCUCUGUUUCUAUCCAAUCAGUACGAUAUACAACUCAUGUCCGCGAUAUCUCUUCUACGCGCUUCUGCUAGCAACCUGUGUCACUAGAUGGACAGGAUGGGUCAUGAAUGUAUUUUUAGGAACUGCAGCGGCAUAUGCAGGAACCGCGGCAAUCCAAGCCUUCAUUAUGGUUUCUAGUUACCAGGCGCCCCAAGACCCUGGACCUGUCGAUAUUCCGUACGUGUCUGCCAACUCCAGCCUACGAAAUGAAUUCCCUUCCCUGGUCACCGAAACAAACCAUGUUAUGGUCUCACCCGCAUCACUUGAGCUCGACUCGGAUGCUGUUCUUGCCAUCGUUGUCACUGGCUAUCUCGUAUUUCUGCCUCUCCAAUGCUGGUCCCGCAUCCUAACCCAUGAUCGAGCACGAAACCUGCUCUUCUACCUUUGGCAUGCCCUCAUGCUGGCUGGCUCUAUAUGUGCCCUCAUCUAUGCUGCAAAAGUACCCAAAAUCUCACCCCAGUACAUGUUUUGCUUUCCUGAUCUCGCGCCUUACAGCGACACAUCAAAUGACGGCUGGCAAGCUUCAUGGAGAACAUCGACAUGGAACGACAGUGUGUGGGCUACAUUUUCGAACGUAUCACGAUGGAACCAACUAGGAGAUAUCUGCUUCAAUCCCUGUUUUAAUACAACUCAAAUUUUACGAAAGCCAAGCUCAUUGCAUUCAGCCACCGCGGAUGGAGACUUCCACAUCGCUACCUCCCAUAACUUCUGGAAAAAGGUCAUUUACUCGCAUCGAUACAUCUACAGUCUGAUCAUUCUCUGUCUGAUUCUAAAUUGCCUCCUCCUAACUUACCGAUUCCUACCUUAUCGAUCACGGAUCCCAUCGGCGCAGAUCAUGGUUAUCUGGAAAGAACGGAAGACUAUUUGGAAAAGCUUCAAAGACGAAGUUUGCGAUGCUAUGAAGUUACCAACAAACUUGGAUAACAACGAAGAAGACUCAGGACCGACAAACAUUAAGACCUCUGUCAGGCACCGAAUGCGACAGAUACUCAGCCGUCGGUUCCUAAAGUCGUUUCUCCAUAUGCUUGUUGACGCCACAAUUCUUUUUGGCAUACUAUUCAGCAUGAUAUUCAGUCCUUUUACCAUCGUUGCCUUUGUCGUUUGGAUAGAGAUCCAAAUAUACAAUGACGGACCAUCGGAGGAGACUCCGAGCCAGGUUGGUCAGUGGGCGUACCUCACGUCUCUCGCGCUGCUCUUGAUUUCAGCUGCAAUUUUAAAGCUCAAAUAUCGGCUCGCUUCGUCAGCUGAGUUGGAACGUGAGAUUAUUGCAUUGAAACAACACCUGAGGAACUUGGAGAAAAUGAAGGAGGCACGAUCAGGGUCCGCAUCGAUUGAACUCUCAACUGCGACAGGUCAGAGCAAGGCAAAAUAG